GGUGCUGGUAUCAAGUUACGCGAGGAGGGUUGGGCUGUUGCAGUAGAAACAUGUCUUAAAAAUCUGGCAUUCUCAUUCUGCUGUAAUGAUACUCAUGAUUCCACAGUAUUGAGAGAACUUAUGAGAGGAUUGUAUGAACAAAAUAGAAUGCCACAAGUUGUUGUCUCCAAGUUUCAGGUUCGUAUUGAUCAAUUUAUAAACUAUAGAUGACGACUCAGAGACUACAUAUAUGUAUCAUGCAUAGAUUAUCUCUAAAUGUUAAGUUUGGGGCAUCUCGCUUGAUACAUAGUUAAUAGAAUAGAUGGUUUGGAAACUCAUUAGAAUAACAAUAUAACUCGUUAUCUAUGUUAGUCAACGUUUAUUCAUAAACAUGGUCGUUCACCGUCACGUGUGUAUUGUGUUCUUGCCAAAUCCACCAAUAGCAAUUUUCGAUUUACCCUAUUGUUCGAGUCACGGUUAGGUAACUUUCCUAAAACAUUCCUAUUGGUUAGUUGGGCAAAAAUACAAUACGCACGUGACGGUGAAGGACCAGAUUUAUGAAUAAACGUUGACCAACAUAGAUAAUGAGUUACAUUGUUAUUCUAAUGAGUUUCCAAACCCUCUAUUCUAUUAACUAUGCUUAAUAGAAGUCAAAGAAGUUGAUAGAACCAUCAUAUAUGUACUAUUUAAAACACGAGCAGGAGUGGUUUAACAGAUAUAAAUCACGAGGAGACAGCCGAGUGUUUUAUAUCUGAUUAAGCAUGGACUGCGAGUGUUUUAAAUGGCUUAAAAAACGACCCAUCUUUAUGAGUUCAUUUGCGAAGUAAUUUGAAAAAUUAGCCGAAAAAUAAAGUUAAAAUAUGACUUAUCACAUACCAACGGAAUAAUGUAGUGAUUCAGGAUGGAUCCGUGGUGGUGGUGGGGUGCUCUGCCAGCUCUAGUGCCGAGUUGUGUCGGUCAUGUGUGCUGCCCGCCCAUUAACUACUGCAAAGUUCUGCAAAGUCUUGCUUGACUACAGUAUUUGAAUUGUAAUUGUUGUUCACAGUUCGCUCAUCAUCAUGUUAUUACUCAAAUUACUGUAUCUCAUUUUGUCUCUAAUAAUUUUUUGCUUUAUCUUGAAAAAUAGCACCCCACCCCCCCCUGCACCCCCUCAGUAAAUCCAUCCCUGUAGUGAUUUCCUUUGUCUUUUUCUCAUGAAUUAUUACCAAGACUCGUGUAAUAAACAUGGAUAUUUUUCUCAUUUCCACAUAUAGGGAGAAUAUUACGAUAUCUCAAGGAAUGUAAGUUCAAUGUACAAGUGUAUUUUGUCUAUUCUGAUUGGCUUCAAUCUUGCACUUAUGUUCACUCAUUAAUAAUGUUUUACUUAAAAUUUUAUGAAAUGAAAUUUUAUGUUUUUAUUUCAAUGAUUUACCUUUUCUUGUUUAGAAACCUCACUGUCGUUAUCCAACCGUCAUUGAUGUCCUGCAGAUUGACGAUCCUGUAAUAUUUAACUGCAUUGUUGAUCAAGUAUGUAUCUCUUGAAUAAAGGACUUAUUAUAGUCGGACGUGUGCUUACGGAUACCUCUCUAAUACGAAAAGUUCUCAAUGUACCGAAAUAAUGUACAGUCAAACAAUUAGCGGGAUGUCCAUAUUAGAGGGGUGUCCAUAAUAGAAUGUAGAGGGGUGUCCAUAAUAGAAUGUGGACACCUCUUUAAUAUGGACAUCUCGCUAACAAGUAUACCUCUCCAAUACAGAUACCCCUGUUAAGGAUACCUCCCUAAUAUGGACACCUUUCUAAUACUGACACCUCUCUAAUACUGACACCUCUCUAAUACUGACACCUCUCUAAUACUGACAUUCUCUAAUACGGAGGACACCUCUCUAUAAUGGACACCUUCUAAUAUGGACACCUCUCUAAUAUGGACACCUCUCUAAUAUGGACACCUCUCUAAUAGAGACACCUCUCUAAUAGAGACACCUCUCUAGGACACUCUCUAGGAUAAUACGGAGGACACUUCUCUAAUACGGAGGACACUUCUCUAAUAUGGACACCUCUCUAAUACUGACACCUCUCUAAUAUGGACACCUCCUUAAUAGAGACACCUCUCUAGGACAUUCUCUAAUAUGGACACCUCUCUAAUACUGGCGCCUCUCUAAUAUGGACGCCUCUCUAAAUCUAAUGUACUGCGUACAUCUGUGGAUUGGGAAUAAAUUUAUAUAUUUUCCUCAAAUAUGUAGACUGGUGCUGAGUGUGUUCUGUUGAUCAAGGAUCCGGAAGAAGCUCGAGAUGUUAUGUUUAAUCGAGUACCUCAGAAUGCUAGAAUGGUAAGUUCUGCAAAGGCAGUAUGUAUAUUGAAAACACAGUUGUAGCUAGGUCCAUGCGCAUGUCUGAUUAUAGUUUCAUAUCAGUCAGUUUCCCAAUGAUGAAUCCAUCCUUGCGCUCAUAGUUAUAUAUUACAUCAUGAUUGAUUGUGAUAUAUUCUCGUCAUGAUUGAUUGUGAUAUAUGUGAAGAUCUCUUUAUGGGACUCGUCUCUUGUGUUGCCACACAGGAGGUGAGCUGAGGGAAACUAGACAACAUCUGAACUACAUUUAAAGCCUUGAAAUUUUAAUCUUCCUGCCCCACUAUUGCAGUGCUUAGUACAUGUGCCUUUCUCCUGUGACCGAGGUUCGAUUUCUUCAAUAUGAAGCGGCUUGAUUUAAAUACGCCUCAGUCUCAUUCAUACAUAGUAAGCGAGUGAGUAAAUGAUUUUGAAAGAUGCAGCUGAACCUGAUCGAGUUGUAGGCUUUCUAAAGGCCCUUUUAAACUUGCAAUUUUUGCUGAGAUUUUUAGUGUGAUUUUCUUCUUAUGCAUGUGAACGAGUAAUUGAGUUAUGAAUGCACUCAGUAUAUGUAGCCUCAUCUGAACAUUCAGUAAAUUGCCGCCGCCUGUUUGUGAGAAAAGUGCUUUCAUCCAUAACAUAACAUCGAUAUAGGAAGUAACAUGUACCUUUCCAUGAUAAUGUUUCCAUAGGCAUUCGCAGGAAAUGGAGAUCAAAUAUAUGGUGGUAAAAGUGCCAAGUCGUACGCUUACACUGGUAGUGGAAGUAGUUAUUUGAAGGGAAAUAUCGAGGAUCAAAUAAGGUACACCAUUUUAAAUGAGGUUCGGUGGUUUGUGUCUGAACUAUAGGAAAACAAAAAACCAUAAGCGUACAAGGUGGUUUGGAGAUCAGGGGGCUGCAGCCCCCCAGAGAAAAUGAAGUUCUGCAAAAAGAUGUUUGGCUUCAAUUUUUGAGCUGGAGUCAGCCUUCAAUGUAUACAGCCCAGUGGUAGUAACAGCUGGUCAUAAUAACCAAUUGAGUUGCAUUGCACCCCAAUGCACCCUACUAUGUUAUUUUACUCUCUGUCUAUCGCCAGAUGAUUUUACUUGUCAAGGGGAGGGUACUGGUGCUCGAUGGCGUAUCAUGCAUUUUCAAACUAUUAGUUUUGGGGGAAACUGUUGCAAUUUUUUGUCUAUGAUGAUUUUUAGAAUUGGGAGGACUGUAUAAAGAACUACCUACACUUGCUCUAAAACUGUUUUCCCAAGCAUUGAAGUCCCUUUAUUAGCAUGUACCACUAUUUGUCAUUUUUUAUCAAACAUCGUUACUAAAUUUUCAUUUUGUACAAUGUUCUCAGACGUGUGCAAGCGCAACUGGAAGACGAACGUGGCAGAUAUUCUCAGUUAACAAGUGAACACGACAAACAUAACAAGGAUCUAAGAGAACUUCAAGGAGAGUUAAAGAAAAGUAAAAUGAAGAGCAUAAAGGAUCAGGAUAUGUACAACAAAAUCUUGCAGGUUAGUGAAAUCUACAUGAUUUAUGAUACGACUAUAGUUUUCUAGUGAGUGUUUUUCGCACGGUAUUGUCGAUUUCAAGUCACUUUUCAACGCGACUUUUCCAAGUUCGUUGCGAACUUGCCAAUUACGUUUCCAAGUUCACAAAUUGGGCGUGAAUUUCGCAACAAAGUUCGCAAGUACGUUUCAAUGUUUAAACUAUUGUAAACAAAUGUUCAUAGAAUCAUAGUUCAAGUUGAAAUUAACAAUUCAAUGUAAAGUUCUUGAUCCAGUGGGCUACCAAGAAGAUUUGUAUUUCAUUGAAUUGGUUAUGUAUGAACAUUGUUUACAAACGAAGUUCGAACAUCGAAAUGAACUUGCGAACUUUGUUGCGAAGUUCGCGCCCAAUUUCCGAACUUGGAAACGUAAUUGGCAAGUUCGCAACGAACUUGGGAACCUCGUGUUGAAAAGUGACUUGAAAUCGACAAUAAUGCAUGUACUACUACAGAAUACAGAUUAUAUUCAGGCUGUGUCCAGUUGUCUGAUUAUAAUGAAAAGAAUGUUUCCAGUGUUGUAACGAGUCACCCAAAGGUCGAGUCACGAGUCGAGUUAUUUCACUAUCUGGUUGAGUCGAGUCAAUGACUACACGAAUUGUAUGGUGAACAAACGGUGAACAGAAAUGCCUUCCCUACAAGUGCAACCAUGCUGAUCUGCAUCGAGAAUUUCUUUUUAUUUCGUCAAGCCCUUUUCAAGGACUCUUCCCAACUUAUUCACAUAUAAUACUUUUGAUGGAUUUAUCCUGAGCAAGUUGUAGCUGAGUUGACUCGAGUCAUUUACGGCAGAAAUCAACAAGUCGAGUCCGAGUCGAAUCAUUUGGGACUGUUGACUCGCGAGUCGAGUCAUUUUUCGUACUCGACUCGUGCUGAGUCGCAGAAAAUUGCGACUCGAGUCAGAGUCAAUGGCUUGACUCGUCACAACACUGACCGACACCUCUCUAAUAUGGACAUCUCGCUAAUAAGUAUUGAUCUCCAAUACAGUCGCCUCAUAUAAUUUCAUCAAUUUCAGGAAAUAACAGAACUCGAGCAAUUUGAAGAGGAACCUGUCCCUGAUGUCACCGUGUUGGUAAGAUUUGAAAGCCAUAAUUUUAUUAUUCUUUGUGAUAUCAUGAAUAACUAAUGAUGCCCAAAAUCAUGUUUUUAUUUCAUGUGUAUAGCAAGAAGAUGUGAAUGCUCUAACUCAACAGAUUGAAGAUGUUUCAUUACAGGUAUCUGAAAAAAAAUUUUUGAAUAAUUUUUUUCUUGUUGGUGCUAGUAUUCCAUCCAAAGGUCAUAGGUUCGUUUCCCACCGUGGCCAGGCAUAUUUUUCUUGUUGGGCUAGUGUUCCAAAGGUCAUAGGUUCGAUUCCCACCGUGGCCAGGCAUAUUUUUCUUGCUUGCCUGUUGUGGAUAUACACUCAUAGUAACAUCACAAGUAUCAUAAUUUCGAAUAAGUUAUGAUUAUUAGGUAAGGUUUAUAAAUGAAAAACUGAUGUGUCAUUAAUAUUUCCUUUGUCUUGGAACUGUAGAACGACGGCAAAUCGAAAGAGUAUUUGCAAGCAAAGACAUCUCUUGAGGAAAAGAGUAAAGAGUCUGAUCUACACAAAACGAAGAUCCAGGAAGUGAUUGGCAAGGCAGAACCACUCACGGUAAGAAUAUAGUGGGGUUUUCGGUUCUCGCACCAAAAAACUGCGGUUUUUCGGUUUUGGUAUCUUUCACGGUUUGCAAUUUUUCCCGUCAUUGGGGUAAUAGAGACCUUACGAUUUUAAGACGGCAACGCGACGGCAACGGCUACCAAUACAAUAGAUAAUUGAAAAGAAUUGAGUAAUUACAAUAUGAAUAACUUAGAUAUUGUCCUCGCUCUGUUUACAACGCCAAAUCACAGAUUUUCACGUCUUGAUACAACGGCUGUAUUCCAAGCCACAACAAGUGCAACUUUAAACUGGGUUUAGCAGAACUCUUUCCAACUAUAAAACCCAUGUCGUCAACUUCUAAAACUGCAUUAAAUGCAUACGAUUGAUAAUAUACGACGAACUAUCUUUACUACCAUUUAUUUGAAGGAGUUUAUUUUGGCCGUUGCGUUGCCGUCCUAAAAUCGUAAGGUCUCUAAAUGAUGACCUCGAUCACGUGAUCAAACUAAGUGCUAAGACUCUACUACACUUAACCUGAAGUUCAGUUUAGGGCCUGAUCUUCAGGUUAUACUACACUAGACAAUUAAAUAUCUGUAUAACUAUACGUAAUUUCCGACUCUUUACUCUCGCGUGUCUCUCUUACAAAUAGGGAGUUAAACUUCAUGUUUCCGGGAACGGCAAACGGCUGGUUCGAACUUUCUUGGCAAAAUUUUCGUUGAACGUUUUCGUUUCAUAUUUUCUUUCUUAUGUCGAAAGAAUAAUUAUGCAUUUUAGUUUUAAAACUGCUAGUUCAUUUGCUCUUCAUUGCUUGAUACCGUAAAAUAUUUCUUUGCUUGGCGUUUGCCGUUUUACGUAUAACGCGAAGCUUAAACUCUCUAAUAACUGAUACAACUAACGCCUAUAAUGUCACUCAAAAAUGUCAUCAAUUAAAUGUCUAUAUAAACCAUAACAGAACUUAACAUUAACUAUAUAAGGAUAAAUUAUUAAAUGUCAAAUGUUGCUCGCUAUUUACACCAAUGCCCAAACAUCCUUGGCAAGAAAAACGAAAUCCAUCACCAUAGCUAGAAAGAACAUGUUAAAAUGAGUAAAAUUGCAAAGUUUGGUUGCGAAAUGUUGUAAAAUGCAGAAAAUAUAGCCCUGCGAAAUUUGCGAAUUUUGUAUUACGCACGGGAAAAUGCACCACAUUACGCACAAGGGAAUAUGCACAUAGUGCAUAUUCCCUUGCGUAAUACAAAUUAAUACAAAUUUUGCAACAUUUUACAACAUUUUGCAACUAAACAUUUAGCAAUUUUAGUAAUUUUAAGAUGCUCUUUAUAGCUGUGGUGAUGGAUUUCGUUCUUCUUACCUAGAUCAAAAUUUACUAUAUAGAUGGAAUCAUCGAUUAGAUUGAAUGAAGGAUCUGUUAUCUGACUUAGUUUUGCUUCGUUGUAUGUAGUUACAAUUGAACGCCAUCGAAGCUGACAUUGCUACAGCAAAAGGUCAUAGAAAACACUACCAUGAUAAGAAGAAUGAAGUGUUGAAGAAAAUCUCGAAUGUGGAAGCGGAGUUGAAAGCAUUGAGUGAGGACGCUGAGGUUUGUGAGAUUUGCCUGUAUUGUUUGCUGUAGGUACAGGGAUGGGUCCACCCAGAUCUGGGAGGGGCGGGGGUGUUUACUUAGACGGUGAUGGGUCCAUCAGAGGGAUGCUCACCUAGGAUGGCGAUGGGUCCACCCAGAUCUGGGAGGGGUGGGGGUGCUUACCUGAGAUGGUGAUGGGUCCAUCAGAGGGAUGCGUAUUGCUUACCUAGGAUGGUGAUGGUUCUACCCAGAUCUUGGAGGGGCGGGGGUGCGACCGUUGACCAAUUGCAUAAUCACUAGAAGGAGUACAGUACCUCAAGAAACAAUCAAUUAUUAAGUUCGUUCCAUAGGGAGACAGCGCAGUAAUAAAAUGUCUGUUACCCAGUUGCACUCUUGAGAAAGGAGAUAUUCAAAGAACUUGUCGUACAACGUCCACUAAUAACUAUUGGUAUGUUUUUUCGUAGAAUGCAGCAAAGAAGGCAGCUGAAUAUUGUGAGCGUGUUCAGACCAGAAGAACAGUGAAGAGUUUGGAAAGUGAAAUCUCCCAAACGGAACGAAGAUUAAGAGCUGAACAACAGACGUAUGUAUUAAGCCCUCGCAAGCAAGAGUUUGCAUGAGAGUUUUCUCAACUCUCGUGCCCCGGUCAAAUCAGAAUUAGUGUUGCAUGAGAAUUGAUGGGAUAUUUUUUGUGUGUGUUUUUGAUGUUAUGUACUCAGGUGUAUAUAAUGUUUCCGAUGUUAUUCUGAGUGUAUAUCAAGGUUUGGGUAACAAAAAUGUAUUGUCAUUUCCAAAGCAUGGCUCACUCAAAUAUUGAAGAUCAAUGAGAGACACUAUCUGUUGAUUGGAUAUUAACCACGCAUGUAACUAGAACUCAUCAACUCUCAUCAAAAUAUGAACCAGCUCAGAGUUGACGCAAGUCAAACGCGACAGAGACUCUCAUCAACACUCACCCUCGCUUGAUCGGGCCUUUAAUUCAGUAUUCUUGUAUUCUUGCAGCCGUGGUCAGAUAGAAGAAAUAACCAAACAGUUUUCUGAAGCUACAGAACGUUUGAAUAACGUGAAUGCUAGUAUGAAGAGCUUGGCAACUUUAUGCAAGGUAAUCGUCAAUGGUAUACCAGUGUAUAUUUCUUCCAAACUGUUCUCACUAGAGGUUCACCGCUUGUCCAGUGCUACUGCCGAAAGAAACCUACUUAACCUAAAGCGACUUUAUUUAUACUGGAUAGCUUUAUCACUUCUAAACUGUUCUCCCUAAAGAUCCACUAAGAUUCAUCCCGUAUUGGUCCAGCGUUACUGCAGGAAGAAAUCCGAGCACCGACUCUAUCAUGUCUAAACUGUUCUCCUUUGGGACCGGUCAUUAUUUAAGGCGGCGGCUGGCACCGAAGAGAAUGUUUUUCUUUAUAAACAUUUUGUUGGUCCAACCAUAAAAAGUCAAAAACAUUUUUGCCCAACCUCAUCAAUUAAGAAAUAAAUACCCACCCCUGACAAAAACUUUACAAAAGGAUGCAAUUCAGUUUGAUAACUGCUUAUGCAAUUUUCUGCAAUCUUUCAUGUUAUCUGCACAUGUACUUUCUUUGGAGACACCAUUUGCCUUGUUUGUUUGCCUAACCCAAACCCUUUUUGUCAAGAUAGUGACUCUCAUUGAUCUUCAAUAUUUGAGUCAGUCAUGCUUUGGAAAUGACAAUAAAUUUUUAGUACCCAAACCUUGAGAGUUGUUUUUGUUUUUCAUUUGCCCAACCUUUUGCUCACCAAAAAUUUUGUUUACCCAACCCUUUUCUCUUUGGUGACAGCACCGCCUUAACCCAUUGAGUGAAAUAUGAGUCUCAUUGGGCCCUGAUGUGCCGUACUUUAUUAUUUUACUCUGUCUAACACCAGACGAGGAAGGGAGAGCACUGGCGCUUAAUGUGUUAGAAUCAUGACCGGUCCCUCAGAGAUCCUGUAAGGUUCGUCUCGUAUUUGACCAGUGUUACUGCAGGAAGCGUUGUAGUUGCAUUGAAAGGCUUUGUAUCACAUAGUAUGUUGUUUUGUUUAGAAAAUGGGUAAAAUGUUAGAUGAACGAAUUCAGCUGUAUGCUCAAUAUAGAAAAUACAUUGCAGUUCGGGCCAACAUUCAUUUCCAAAUGAUGUUAUCUCAACGUGGAUUUACGGGGAAAAUGAAACUUAAGCACAAGGAAGAAGAACUCCAUUUACUGGUAAGCAAAGGUUGAGCCCCGUAGACGAGAACGUUUUCCUCGGCAGCGAGCCUUGUAUGGAAGCUAGGCUUGGCAGUUUGGCGUCCACCGGUUACGGCGAGGGGGGCUAAUACCCGGUUAGUGGGGGGAGGUCACGGUGUGAGUUAGGGGGUCCGGGUCCCCCAAACAAAAAAAUAGUAUGCCUGUGUGAUGCUAACAUAGAUUCAAAGAUGGCUGUAUGAUGAUGAUAAUCAUGUUGGUUCUGAUAUUGACCAAGUUUUGGCGAACAUUUUGACCAACUUUUCAACGAGAAAACUGAAUGCUUGUGAGGUGGUUUUUUACAAGUUGAAAAUUUCCUGCGAGUCAAAAUACUUACUUUUCUUGGGGCUUUUGAAGUACUACUAUAGUUAGUUGACAAUGUAAACCAAUUUGAAAAAUCAUCAAAUGACAAACUAUUUUGACCAAAUAUAUUCCAUUUUGACCAACAUUUUGAACUUAAAAAUUAUUGGGGGGGGAGGGGGUGUUACACCCCCCUCAGUACCGGCAUCCCUGGCUAGUUGCGUUUUUACUAUUGGUCGCGUUUUUAAUAUGGUCAAUUAUUUUAGGUCGAUGUGGAUCAGGCAUCCCAAGGUGAAAGGAAAAGUACUAAAUCACUUUCUGGAGGGGAAAGAUCAUUCUCAACCGUCUCAUUUAUCAUGGCGCUUUGGGAUGCCAUGGAGGCACCGUUCAGAUGUUUGGACGAAUUUGAUGUAUUUAUGGUAAGCACUGUCAUUUCUAAACUUUUCAUCCUAGAGGUCUUGUAGGGCCAUUUCAUUUUCGACCAUGCAGUGUUUCUACAGGAGGAAAGUUAGACAAACCUAAUGUUGCUUGUGAUGUUACUCUGAGGUAUAUCCACACCGAGAGUAACAUCACACUCAGAGUAACAUCACACGCAUCUUAUUCACCUGAGUACAUUACACCUACACAGCAAAUAUCAAAACUAAUGUUAUUUAUACUGGAUAAAUAUAAGGAUUUUGAGCAUCUCACUGGAUAUAACUAAUUUUUGAAAGGGAAUUUUUGUGGCAAGUCUGCCCACCGUGGUCAGGCAUAUUUUUCAAGCUUGCCCGGUGUGGAUACACACUCAGAGUAACAUCACAAGCAUCAUAUUCACCUGAGUACAUUACACCAACACAGAAAAAAUCAUGAUUAUUAGAUUACAUUGGUAUCGAAGGAACUAGAUUCUGUUCCGAAAUAUCACGUACUCUAACCGACCAGACCGCGUAGCUCAGUUGGCAGAGCAUUGGGCUAGUAUUCCAAAGGUCGUAGGUUCGAUUCCCACCGUGGUCAGGCAUAUUUUUCAAGCUUGCCCGGUGUGGAUAUACACUCAGAGUAACAUCACAAGCAUCAUAUUCACCUGAGUACAUUACACCAACACAGAAAAAAUCAAGCCCUCAACAAGUUGUGAUCGCACUGCUUGUCCCAAGUUGUUAACAACUUGUAACAAGCUUGAUGGCAUUAUCAGACUUGUUGCAAAGGUUGUUCCAACAAGUCUGAUACAGUCAUCACUCAUGAUAUAACAAUAUUGUUACAACCAUGUGUCGUCAACCUUGUAACAUUCUUGUUACAUCAUGACUGCAUCAGACUUGUUAGAACAACCUUGUAACAAGUGUGUUAAUACCAUCAAGCUUGUUACGAGUUGCUAACAGCUUGUUCCAAACUUGUUACAACAACUGGGAACAAGCAGUGCGAACACAACUUGUCAACAGUUUGUGAACAGAUUUGUAACAACUUGUUUGCAAAAAUUUUGAUUUUUCUAGGAUAUGGUCAAUCGUCGAAUUAGCAUGGAUUCCAUUAUGAAAGUGGCAAAGGAACAACAGCACAGGCAGUUUAUCUUGCUUACCCCGCAAGAUAUGAGGUAGGGAUUUUAGAACUAUCUUGUCUUUUGUUUAUACAUGACUUACACACGUAAAAACGCACAAGUUGUAACAAACUUGCUUGUCAACAGGAUGUAUUCGCACUGCUUGUUCCCAGCUUGUUGACAA
Molecule: messenger RNA, 11154 nt
Organism: Paramuricea clavata
Lineage: Eukaryota; Metazoa; Cnidaria; Anthozoa; Malacalcyonacea; Plexauridae
Source: the annotation of a GenBank genome assembly